UUCUCCAUCACCUCUGCAAGACUUCGCUUCGUGAGGCAGCUUUUUUUUUAAAACAAAAAAAAAUUAAAGCAAUCGGCAUGUGACGCGUGUCUUCUUUAGGUGCAAAAUAUUCUACAGACAACCUCAGCAACAACAAGAGCCCUCAGCAAGAUUCAGUCUUCUUCUCCCACCUCCCGCCCCCAAACGUCUGCAGGCAGCGCGAGGAGCUAUCGAAAGUUAGAUUGAUAGAAGGUUGCCACCACCUAAGCUGAGCAGCUGGAAGCUUGUCCUGAAAAUCUUUGGGCAUUCAUAUCUUAAUGGAUUGUUGUAACCUGCUAAUUUCUCCAUUCGUCCACUUCCUAGUUUCGUGAAAAUAUUAGCCAGCACAGAUCCUGGGAAAGUUACAUGGUGUGAACGGAAUGUCUGUGGAUGAGAAGACUGAAUCCCCCAUGUAUGUGUAUGAGUCAACAGUCCAUUGUACCAAUAUCCUCCUGUGCCUCAAUGACCAGCGGAAGCAGGAUAUUCUCUGUGAUGUGACUUUGAUUGUGGAGGGGAAAGAGUUCCGAGCCCACCGGGCUGUGCUGGCAGCGUGCAGCGAAUACUUCUUGCAGGUCUUAGUCGGGCAGACAGAAAAUGAUCUGGUGGUCAGCCUGCCGGAGGAGGUCACUUCAAGGGGAUUUGGUCCAUUGUUACAGUUUGCCUACACUGCGAAGCUGUUACUCAGCAGAGAAAACAUACAAGAGGUCAUCCACUGUGCAGAGUUCCUGCGCAUGCACAAUCUGGAGGAUUCCUGCUUCAGCUUCCUUCAGACCCAGCUGCUGAACAAUGAAGAUGGCCUGUUCCUGUGCAAAAAGGAUCCCACUUAUCAGCAGAUGCAUGAAGAUGAGAAUUCCGAGGAAGAAGAGGUAGAGACUAUGGAAUCUGAGACUUCCAAGAUAUCUUGUCCAAGGGAGAGAACGCACCCAGAGCCCUUUAACUUUGAAACCGUCAGUUCUGAAGCAGAUAAAGAGGAGGGGAUGCUGCCUGACUCUGACCUGCUAAGUGAUGACAAAGACAGUUUGGACAAAGAAGCAGUAACACGGUAUCCCAGAUACAAGAAAUAUCAGCUGGCUUGUACCAAGAAUGUCUACAAUACAUCACACGUUAGUACCUCAGGUUUCGCAAGCACAUUCAGUGAAGAAAGUUCUGGUGACAGCCUCAAGCCAGACCUUGCUGUAGGGCAAAUUAAAAGUGAGCCUAGGAGUGAGGAGAAUGACGAAGAAAACAUCACACUUUGCCUCUCUGGAGAUGAGCCUGACAUCAGGGAUAAAGAGGGGGAUGUAGAAAUGGACCGAAAGCAGCCAAGUCCUUCUGGAGCUGACAGAUCUAAAAGUGGUUCCUCUCCUUCCUGCUUAAGGUCUUUCUUCAAUCGAACAAAAAACAUAGACUUAGUUGGCUUCCCCAGUACUUCCCAACAGCACUUUGCCAGGAGUCCAGCCUGCCCUUUUGACAAGGGGACAACUCAGGGUGACCACAAAACUGAUUAUGUCCCUUUCACAGGGACUUAUGGACUGUCCCAAGCUGUUCAGAAGGAUGCUUCCAAUUUUACAGUGGGAUCGCCUCUCAGGGGUCCUGGCUUUGUUGAAGGUCUCUGUAAGCAGGAAGGUGAGGUGGACAGAAGGAGUGUUAUAUUUUCUUCAAACAUUUGUGACCAAGUAAACACUUCAGUGCAUUCAUAUUCUGGCGUGAGCAGCUUGGACAAAGAUCUCGCCGAGACUGUGCCAAAGGGUCUAUGGGCAGGAAGUAGCCAAUCUCUUCCCAGUUGCCAGACCUAUUCUCACAUUGGACAGGCAGCUGAUCACUUGCCAGGACGGAUGCGGCCUAACACCAGCUGCCCAGUGCCAAUUAAAGUUUGCCCUCGUUCUCCUCCUCUGGAAACCAGAACAAGGACCUCUAGUUCAUGUUCCUCCUACUCUUAUGCAGAGGAUGGCAGUGGUGGCUCUCCCUGCAGCCUUCCUCUGUGUGAGUUUUCAUCUUCCCCCUGUUCCCAAGGAGCUCGAUUCUUGGCCCCUGAGCAUCAGGAGCCAGGUGUGAUGGGAGAUGGAAUGUACAACCAAGUCAGACCCCAGAUAAAAUGUGAGCCAUCCUAUGGAACAAACUCCAGCGAUGAGUCUGGAUCGUUCUCUGAAGCAGACAGUGAGUCAUGUCCUGUGCAAGACAGAGGACAUGAGGUGAAACUUCCAUUUCCUGUCGAUCAAAUCACAGAUCUUCCAAGGAACGAUUUCCAGAUGAUGAUAAAGAUGCACAAAUUAACCUCAGAGCAAUUGGAAUUUAUCCAUGAUGUUCGGCGGCGCAGUAAAAACCGGAUCGCAGCUCAGCGCUGCCGCAAAAGAAAACUGGACUGUAUUCAGAAUUUAGAAUGUGAAAUCCGCAAGUUGGUUUGUGAGAAGGAAAAACUUCUGUCAGAAAGGAACCAGCUGAAGGCAUGUAUGGGGGAGCUGUUAGAUAAUUUCUCCUGUCUUUCCCAAGAAGUGUGUAGGGAUAUGCAGAGCUCCGAACAGAUCCAAGACCUGCACCGAUACUGCCCUCUUCUCAGGCCUAUGGAUCUACCAACAGCAGUCAAUAUCAACUCUUCGCCAGCCAGUGUGGAGCAAAACAUAGUAACAUCCCAGUGUGUCAGGGAAGGCUUGCAGUGCUGUUCAGAGCAAAGCCCUGUGCAGCAGUUAGGAGCUCACUGGCUGCCUAACAACAUUUCCGACAAGUGUGUUGCAACAAGAGUACUAGAUGGAGCUGACCAAGGUACUUACUCUGAGCAGGAGCUCCCUCUAGAGCAGAAUAAUCAAACAGUGACGGUAGACUUCUGUCAGGAAAUGACUGAUAAAUGUACAACAGAUGAGCAGCCUAGGAAGGAGUACACCUAGUGGCUGGUAAACCUUAACGUCACAUCAUCAGUCAGCCAGUGGCCACGUUGGUUUGUUGUCUAGAUGGAAGAACAUAUUUGGUGCACACUACAGUGGUCUUAGCAGCAAUACUGUUUUUAAGUAUUCCCUCCUCUCUACAAGCAGGAGAUUGAUUAUCUUCUUCGCUAUGGUGCUAUCCCUUGUUCAGUCAGGGGAACAAAAACAGUGGCAACACUGUCUUUUUUAUUAUUAUCGUUGUUGUUGUUAUUGUAUUUUAAUUUCAAUAUUCAACAGGGAUGGACAUAACACCUCUGAGGACCCAAACGCAGCUUUUUUUCUCAGUGGCCCAUGUCACAAAACCCUAACUCAGGAAUUUCCUCUGAAUGUUCAAUUUUUCAUUGAAGACAGCUUCUUUACACAUCAAAGUUUUAUAGCUAAACUGUACAUACUAUAUAUAGUAUAUAAAAAUAUAUAUAUCCAUAUGCAAAAAAAAAUCCCUGCAUGCCUCAAUUUUUUCUCAUU
This is a messenger RNA of Heteronotia binoei (common prickly gecko), 3380 nucleotides long. RefSeq names its product transcription regulator protein BACH2-like. Bases 399 to 2879 code for a protein of 826 amino acids. Gene Ontology annotation, biological process: regulation of transcription by RNA polymerase II. The transcript has 6 exons. Lineage: Eukaryota; Metazoa; Chordata; Lepidosauria; Squamata; Gekkonidae. The record is from RefSeq and is a predicted model, not a curated record. Gene Ontology annotation, molecular function: DNA-binding transcription factor activity, RNA polymerase II-specific; RNA polymerase II cis-regulatory region sequence-specific DNA binding; protein binding.